This is a messenger RNA of Oenanthe melanoleuca, 3729 nucleotides long. Its product is annotated as cullin-9-like. Gene Ontology annotation, biological process: ubiquitin-dependent protein catabolic process. NCBI's taxonomy places the organism in Eukaryota, Metazoa, Chordata, Aves, Passeriformes, Muscicapidae. Gene Ontology annotation, molecular function: zinc ion binding; ubiquitin protein ligase binding. The record is from RefSeq and is a predicted model, not a curated record.
AUGCGGCACAAGGUGAUCCACACGGGGGAACGGCCCUACACCUGCUGGGAAUGUGGGAAGAGAUUUGCGGACAGAUCCAAUCUGAGAAAACACCGGCGCAUCCACACUGGGGAGAGACCCUAUGAGUGUCGUGAGUGUGGGAAGAGGUUUCAGACCAGCUCUGAAUGCCACAAACACGAGCAGAUUCACAGAGAGGAGAGGCCCUUCUGCUGCCCCGACUGCGGGAAGGCUUUCAAGCAAAACUCCACCCUCAGUGCCCACCGGCGCAUCCACACUGGGUGGGAAGGAGGGAAGAACAAGGAGGUGCUGGCCAGGACUGCAAAGACGGUGGUAGAGGAGUCAAGAGGCCUGAGGGGAAUCUCGCAGUGCUGGCGUGGUGUGGUGCAGCAGCAGGUUCAGUGGUUCCUGGAGGCGGCGGGGCAGGCGCCGGACCUUGCGGAGCGCUACUGCCGGCUGUACCAGCGCCUGCGCGGGGCCACGGAGGAGCUCUUUGGGCAGCAGGCUGCCUUUGUGCUGGCCCUGGGCCAGGGCUUUGCGGGGGCUUUGCUGCAGCUCUCCUUCCUGACUGCCCUGCACGUGAGUGAGCAGUUUGCCCGCUACCUUGACGUGCAGAUUCAGGAGCUCCGCAGGGCUGCAGGCAGCACUGGGCCUCUGGAGCGGCUGCAACAGUUCUUGGAGCCCUUUGCCAUCUUCAGUGGCCUGGAGUUUGCCCACACCUUUGAACACUUCUACAGGCACUACCUGGGGGACCGGCUGCUGACGCAAGGGCCAUCUUGGCUGGAGGAGGUUGUGGAGCAGAUCGGACUGUGCUUCCCCAGCCGCUUUCCCCAAGAUAUGCUGAGCAACUUGGCCCAGUCAGAGGAGCUCCAGCGGCAGUUCUGCCUCUUCCAGCUGCAGGAGCAGGAUAAGCGGCUACUGGAGCUGGACAUGGGCCUGGACGAGGUGCUGGGACCAGCUGCCAUGGCAGAUGUGCCAGAGGUGAAGGUGCUGGCUCUGUCCCCCCGCUGCUGGCCCGUUUCCCCACUCUGUUACAUGGAUAACCCUGGGAGGUUUUUCCCGGCGGUGCUGAGCUCCCCGCUGGAUGAGUUUGCUGACUUCUGCCGGCAGAGACAAAGCCAGCUUGGCUGGGAGUGCACGAAGCCCCGUCGGCUGCAGUGGACGUGGCUGGGCCACGCCGAGCUGCAGUUCGGAGACUGUGUUCUGCACGUGUCCACGCUGCAGAUGUACAUCCUGCUGUGCUUCAACAGCGCCCAGGAGGUGGCUGUGGAGGCCCUGCUGCAGGCUACGGGGCUCCCUGCUGACCUGGUGCACCACUCGCUGACACCACUGACCCACGGCCAGGGCGUCCUGGUGGGGAGCUGCACUCCAGGGGGUGUGCUGCGGCUGAACCAGGCAGCCCUGGCCCAGAGCUCCGGUCGUCAGCUGAGGCUGCUGCCCCAGCAGAGGUACCUGCGCACAGAGAGGGCCGAGGUGAGUGCCCUGGAGAAGAAGAGGAACGUCCUGUGCUGCCUCAUCACCCGCAUCCUCAAGGUGGAGAAGCAGCUGCACAUUGACAACCUGGUGUUCAGGGUGAUGGAUGCCUGUCAGAAGGGCGAGCUGGGGCCAGGGAUGCAGUUCCUGAGCUUCUGCUGCCACAGCGUGGACGUGCUGUCCUGCAUCCUGCACCUGCUGAGCCAGGGCUACCUCUGGCGCCAGGAGGGGAGGCCUCAUGUCUUGGAGUACAUCUCUGCUGAAUCCACAGCACCUCUUGGCGGCCAAGCACAGAUGACUUUCCAGUGCAGGCCAGCCCAAGCGUCUCUGGAGGAGGAGAGCAGAGACAGCCUGCAUAGGCGGAAUCCUGACACAGACAGGGCGGAAGAAUAUCUCAUGGCAAUGCUACAGGUGCCAAUGGGGCACACACUCAGUCCAGAGGAGGCCAAGCUGCUCAUGAACCGGACAGUACAGCAGGUCCAGGAUACUCUGAGCAUACCUGAUGAUGUUGCUCAGCACCUCCUCAUGCACUGUCGGUGGAACGUGGAUUUCCUGAUCCAGUGCUAUGUGGAGACUGAGGCCCUGCUCAUCUCCUCAGGGCUGCAAGUGCAGGAUGUCCAGCCUCCCCCAAGCCCUGGAACCCACUGCCCAGUCUGUGUGAACCAGCUGUGUCCCACUGAGAAGCCACCAACCCUUUGCUGCAUGCACUACUGUUGCAAGCCCUGUUGGAGGGAAUAUCUCACAACUCGCAUUGAGCAGAACAUGAUUGUCAACUGCACCUGUCCCAUAUCCGAGUGCCGUGCUCAGCCAACAACAGCCUUCAUCUACUCCAUCGUGUCCUCCCAGGAGAUUAUAGCCAAGUAUGAAAAAGCCCUCCUCAGACGCUACGUUGAGUGUUGCUCCAACCUGACAUGGUGCACCAACCCUCAGGGUUGUGAUCAGAUCCUCUUUAAGGAUGGACUUGGUUAUGGAGCAGCCUGUUCCAAGUGCUCCUGGAUAUCCUGCUUCAACUGCAACUUCCCAGAGGCCCAUUAUCCUGCCAGCUGCAGCCACAUGUCUCGGUGGGUGGAUGAUGGUGGAUACUAUGAGGGAAUGACAAGUGAAGCCCAAAGCAAACAUCUGGCUAAGCUCAUUUCAAAGCACUGCCCAAACUGCCAGGCUCAGAUAGAGAAAAACGAGGGGUGCUUGCAUAUGACAUGUGCAAAGUGUAACCACGGCUUCUGCUGGCGCUGCCUCAAGCCCUGGAGGCCGAAUCACAAGGAUUAUUACAACUGCUCUGCUAUGGUGAGUAAAGCAGCUUGGCAGGAGAAGCGUUUCCAAGAUUACAAUGAGAGAUGCACCUUUCAUCAUCAUGCAAGGGAAUUUGCCACAAGUCUGAGGAACAGCAUUUCUUCCAUCAGAGAGAUACCAAAAAUAAGGAACUUGACCUUUGUUCUUGAUGCCUGCAAAGUGCUAGAACAGGCACGGAAGGUGCUGGCCUACUCCUGUGUAUACAGCUACUAUAACCAGGAUACUGAGAGCAUGGAUAUUGUGGAACAGCAAACUGAGAGCCUGGAGCUGCUCACUAAUGCUCUGCAGAUCCUUCUGGAGGAAACCCUGCUGUAGUACCAGGAUUUGGCCACCUCUCUUCAGCUCCUGAAAGCAGAGCACUUACACGUGGGUUUGGAGUUGGUGCGGCAGAUCAAGGAGCGUCUCUUUGCAAUUCUCUGGCACUCCACACAGGAUUUCCAUGUUGGGCUCCAGGCUUCAGGAGAUGCUGUCCAGAGAAAGUUGAAACUUGCAAAUGUGCCUGCUUCAGCCCUUGCAUGUACAGGGCAAAAACGUAUCAUCCUGUGUGACUCCCUCAACACAGAUGAAGGUGACAAGGAGGUUGAAGAUGAGGAGUAUGAUCCACAGUGGCAGGAAGACUAUGAUGAUGAUGAUGACCUUGAUGAAGACAACUUUAUGAUUGAUAAUGAUUCAGAUUGUGAUUCCUACUUUGAUGAUAAUGAUAGCUAUCGUAGCUAACACUAGAAAUGUUCUGUCUCCCAGUCAGCCACCUUGGACCUCUGGCUCUACUUUGUGUCAACCAGUUUGUGUUAAUGUUUUUCCUGAAAGGCAGGGAGGAGCUCUCAGAUGGAAAAAAACAUUUCCUCUGAGAGGUUUCUUGCUCAGUGACUCUCGAAUAUGCAGGAACAUGCUCUGGGCAGCUGGUCUGUGUUACUGUGGCCACGUCUCUGAGAAAGACAUCUCCUUGCCUUUUUUGCUUGUCUCCAGUUC